AUGGCCACCACCGGGGCCCUGGGCAACUACUAUGUGGACUCCUUCCUCCUGGGCACCGACGCUGCCGACGAGUUGGGUGCGGGACGCUACGCUCCAGGGGCCCUGGGCCAACCCCCAAGACAGGCGGCAGCGCUGGCUGAACACCCUGACUUCAGCCCUUGCAGCUUCCAGUCUAAGGCGGCUGUGUUUGGUGCCUCGUGGAACCCAGUGCACGCGGCGGGCGCCAAUGCUGUCCCUGCUGCGGUGUACCACCACCACCACCACCCCUACGUGCACCCCCAGGCGCCCGUGGCGGCGGCGGCGCCGGACGGCAGGUAUAUGCGCUCCUGGCUGGAGCCCACGCCCGGUGCGCUCUCCUUCGCGGGCUUACCCUCCAGCCGGCCUUAUGGCAUUAAACCUGAACCGCUGUCGGCCAGAAGGGGUGACUGUCCCACGCUUGACACUCACAGUUUGUCCCUGACUGACUAUGCUUGUGGUUCUCCUCCAGUUGAUAGAGAAAAACAACCCAGCGAAGGCGCCUUCUCAGAAAACAAUGCCGAGAAUGAGAGCGGCGGAGACAAGCCCCCCAUCGAUCCCAAUAACCCGGCUGCCAACUGGCUCCAUGCUCGCUCCACUCGGAAGAAGCGAUGCCCCUACACAAAACACCAGACGCUGGAACUGGAGAAGGAGUUUCUGUUCAACAUGUACCUCACACGGGACCGCAGGUACGAGGUGGCCCGGCUGCUGAACCUCACUGAAAGGCAGGUCAAGAUCUGGUUCCAGAACCGCAGGAUGAAAAUGAAGAAGAUCAACAAGGACCGGGCAAAAGACGAGUGA
Molecule: messenger RNA, 816 nt
Organism: Grammomys surdaster
Lineage: Eukaryota; Metazoa; Chordata; Mammalia; Rodentia; Muridae
Gene: Hoxa9
Product: homeobox A9
Exons: 2
Coding region: 1-816 (271 amino acids)
Biological process (GO): DNA-templated transcription; embryonic skeletal system morphogenesis; proximal/distal pattern formation
Cellular component (GO): nucleus
Molecular function (GO): DNA-binding transcription factor activity, RNA polymerase II-specific; RNA polymerase II cis-regulatory region sequence-specific DNA binding
Source: RefSeq, a predicted model, not a curated record